Molecule: messenger RNA, 684 nt
Organism: Pundamilia nyererei
Lineage: Eukaryota; Metazoa; Chordata; Actinopteri; Cichliformes; Cichlidae
Gene: cmtm6
Product: CKLF-like MARVEL transmembrane domain containing 6
Exons: 3
Coding region: 159-497 (112 amino acids)
Cellular component (GO): membrane
Source: RefSeq, a predicted model, not a curated record
UUCCGGCUGCUCUGAAACAGGGAUUUCCCAUCGUUGGACAUGAAUACAUCGCAUCUGCCCUUAAAUCCAAAUCACUGCUGUAGUUUUCUGCUCAGCAGCUUUAACUUCACGUUCAUUCAGCGUUUUAAAAGCCUGUAGUCCCACCUGCUGUCUCCAUCAUGGCUGAAGCAGUUUAUACUCCCACCACGACCCCAAACCCCGGAAACAGCUUCUGCCUGAUCCCUUCGGCCCACCUGGACAGAAACCGCUUUAUCCUAAAAGUCGUUGAAGUGGUGCUGUCCUUCAUUGCCUUCAUCCUGGAGGAGACGGUGGACAGCUGCUUCACCUGCUCUCCUCUCUACUUCUUUGAGUUCGUCAGCUGCACGGCCUUCCUCUUCACCCUGCUGCUGCUCGUCCUCCUUUCUACUAAGCUGCAUGAAAAGAUUCACAUCGAGGCCUGGCCCACUGUGGUAAGAACCUGGAGAUUGUGUUUCAGUCGCUCUUCUCCACUCUCGUGAGAAAGGUCACUGAGCUUCUGAAUCUGAACAGAGUUCAUGUCUGGCUUUAUUUAGAGUCACUUCCUCUUUCAGAGCACAGUCUUUGUUCAAGCCCACUCCAAACUACAAUAACGACCCGACCGGCAGUCAUUAGAGGAGCAGGUCACUACAUACUAGAGAUGGCACGAUACCACUUUUUUAUGUCCGA